AUGGAGAAAUUAGACCAGCACCCAAUUGACGUUAGGUCGGUAUUACCUGUUUUGGCGGUGAUGAAGCAUGCGCCUCUAACCAGAUCCUGUGGAAAUUCCCAUUCAAUUUUUGCCUUCCUCCACCACCAUCUCAUCUAUUUCUCCGAAGAAGACGGAGGAACAACAUCAACCUCACCUACAUCUACCGUCAGCCUCACCUCCAUCACUCACCGUCGCCCACCGUCGAAGCCGUCGAAAUCAUCUGCUCCGUCGGAUUCUAGCAGCAGCAAACAUGACUUCAAAAGAUUUUCCCCAUUCCCUUCAGUGCCAUCCACCACUUCUCAUCCCACCCACCAUCAUCCUCUCCCACCUCCACCGUCGCCUACGUCCGCUAGGGUUCACCAUCUGACCAUCAUCUCCGUUUACCAUGGACACCACUAUGACCAAAGGUGGAAUUCGAUUUCAGGUAACCACAAUGGAAUUCGUCUUCAGGCUCAUCGUUGCCUCUACUUUGUAUUAAUCUUGCGGAUCAAUUCUACCACCUCCCUGCUCCAUCAAUCUUAUCCCCGUUCUCUAAAAUUGUUCAAGCUUCACACUUCUGACUUUUUUGAAGAUAUCCUUUCUCAGAUCUAGAUGAAGAUGAACCAAAUUGGAACAUGAAGGGGUUUGAAUAAGGGUUAUCAAAUUGCAUCGGGUAUCAAUCUAUUAUUUUUGUGAAAUUUACUGUAAAUCGUUGUUGAUGAAGAUCAGUUUAGGAUAGAAAGUAGGAAACUUGCUGCUCACCUAGCAUAUUCUAAAGUGGAGACAAUAAGAGGAGGUUGAAUUCAUCCGAUUGAUGGCGAUUACUUGGACCGAGCUUAGAUUAGUCUUUACAUAAAUGAUUCGCCCUUAAUGUUGAAGAGUUUUGUUAGUCAAUCUAUGCAUGCCCUUGAUGCUAGAGAGCAUGGCGUUUUUGGACAUAUUUGGCCUUUUCCGUGCUUCCAAGUUUUCCUUAAAGUGGACAAUACAAAGAAGUUAACAGGUUGAGAGUUGUUUUAUGGGAAACUUUCAUUUUGGUUUAUGUUGACAUUUGUUUUUAUUUUUAUUUUUAUUGGAUUAACUGCAAUAUAUAACAACAUACUUUCAUUGGAAGAUUAUUUCCAGAAUUUAUUGUAUAUAUGAGUUGUAGGCUUCUUACCUAUUGCUAUUAUCAGUAAAAAAAGAUAAAAAUA
This is a messenger RNA of Lactuca virosa, 1190 nucleotides long. The record is from the annotation of a GenBank genome assembly. NCBI's taxonomy places the organism in Eukaryota, Viridiplantae, Streptophyta, Magnoliopsida, Asterales, Asteraceae.